Molecule: messenger RNA, 1072 nt
Organism: Pungitius pungitius (ninespine stickleback)
Lineage: Eukaryota; Metazoa; Chordata; Actinopteri; Perciformes; Gasterosteidae
Gene: rpe
Product: ribulose-5-phosphate-3-epimerase
Exons: 6
Coding region: 68-754 (228 amino acids)
Biological process (GO): carbohydrate metabolic process; pentose-phosphate shunt; pentose-phosphate shunt, non-oxidative branch
Cellular component (GO): cytosol
Molecular function (GO): D-ribulose-phosphate 3-epimerase activity; metal ion binding
Source: RefSeq, a predicted model, not a curated record
CGUUGUGUCACGUUUAGAUGUGUUGGGCUGUGUGGGCUGCACGCGGACUGUACCAGCAGCAACCGGCAUGGCGUACAGCGCGAAGAUCGGUCCGUCCAUCCUGAGCAGCGACCUGUCGCGUCUGGGCAGCGAAUGCGUGCGGAUGAUGGGCUGCGGCGCGGACUACCUGCACCUCGACGUUAUGGACGGGCACUUUGUUCCCAACCUGACCUUUGGCCAUCCCAUGGUGGAGUGCCUGAGGAAGUCGGUAGGCCAAGACCCUUUCUUUGACAUGCACAUGAUGGUGUCACGGCCGGAGCAGUGGGUGAAGCCCAUGGCUGCGGCAGGAGCCAACCAGUAUACGUUCCACAUAGAGUCCACCACCAACCCUGGUAACCUCAUCAAGGAGAUUAGAGAGAGUGGCAUGAAGGUGGGUUUGGCCAUAAAGCCUGGUACUACUGUUGAAGAGCUCGCCCCUUGGGCCAAUCAGAUCGACAUGGCCCUGGUCAUGACUGUUGAACCCGGCUUUGGGGGCCAGAAGUUCAUGGACGACAUGAUGCCGAAGGUGAGUUGGUUAAGGAGUCAGUUCCCGUCGUUGGACAUUGAAGUGGACGGAGGAGUCGGCCCUGACACCAUUCACAAGUGUGCAGAGGCAGGAGCCAACAUGAUCGUGUCAGGCAGCGCCGUGAUAGGCAGCGAGGACCCUCGCUCGGUCAUCGCUAUGCUGCGCACCGUGGUCGCCGAGGCCAUCCAGAAACGCUCGCUGGACCGCUGAGAUGUCGACACGGCGACGCAACACCUGGAACGGACUCUGUGUGAACACUUGUGGGGUUCAGGUCAGGGGUCAGCAGGGCAUCGGCGGCAUUGAAGCCGCACCGUGCCGCUACAAGACAUUUUGCGUUCCAUCUUGUCCUUCCACAAUCACCUCUUUGAACAGUUAAAUGAAAUCGAGUCUCAUCUCGGCAUUGGGACCACCAUUUCAAGACCGGAGCUGAGGUCGUGCUUAUUUCACAUAAAUUAAAAUCCCUGAAUAUAGUUUGACUGUUUAAAGUUCAUAUUGAUUAUGGAAAUAAAAUGGUCCAAGGCACUGUGA